AUGUCGUUCCUCAUCGAGACCAUCACCCGCCGCACCGCCGCCCUGCCCAUCACCCGCGCCACAACCCUCGCCGCCCCGCGCGCCUUCACCACAACCCCCUUCGCCUCCAAGUCAGCGACCGAGACGGUCAAGGACAGCCUCAAGACGGUCGACCGCGCCGUCAGCGACAAGAUUGUCGAUGGCAUCAACGCCGGAUCCAACGUGGCGCAAAAAGUAAAGGCCACCGCCGACGACGUCUCGUCCAAGUCGGCCGCCGAACUGCGCGGCGAGGCCAAGGGCAAGGCCGAGGAGCUCAAGGGCCAGGCCAAGGGCGCCGCGCACGAGGCCGCCGGCAAGGCGCAGGGCACCGCCGAGCAGGUCAAGAAGAACCUGUAG
Messenger RNA from Verticillium dahliae VdLs.17, 375 nucleotides. RefSeq lists its product as uncharacterized. The record is from RefSeq and is a predicted model, not a curated record. NCBI's taxonomy places the organism in Eukaryota, Fungi, Ascomycota, Sordariomycetes, Glomerellales, Plectosphaerellaceae. The transcript has 2 exons. The coding region runs from base 1 to 375 and encodes 124 amino acids.